Messenger RNA from Laetiporus sulphureus 93-53, 1608 nucleotides. Its product is annotated as amino acid transporter. Gene Ontology annotation, biological process: transmembrane transport. Gene Ontology annotation, molecular function: transmembrane transporter activity. The record is from RefSeq and is a predicted model, not a curated record. Bases 1 to 1608 code for a protein of 535 amino acids. Gene Ontology annotation, cellular component: membrane. The transcript is spliced from 13 exons. NCBI's taxonomy places the organism in Eukaryota, Fungi, Basidiomycota, Agaricomycetes, Polyporales, Laetiporaceae.
AUGACGGACUCGAUGAGCUCCAAGGAUGCGCGGAUUGCAGUGGGAACAGUCAUGGAAACUGACAACGACGAGGCCGAGCUCGCGAGAAUGGGAUACAAGCAGGAGCUUAAACGAGAGUGGGGGCUAUUGCAGAACUUUGGUGUCUCCUUCUCGAUCAUCAGUGUAAUCACUGGUGUCAGCUCCCUUUUUGCAUAUGGCUUGAGCACUGGUGGCCCUGCGGUUAUGGUUUGGGGAUGGGUUGUCGUAUGUACCAUGCUUUACAACACUUGUCGGGCUUGCCAUGGGAGUGCACAUCCGACAAGUGGCGGGCCAUAUUUCUGGGCUGCUAUGUUGACGAAACCCGAGCAUGCAGCCUUUGCCUCAUGGAUCACCGGCUGGUUUAAUUUGCUUGGUCAAGUGGCUGUCACCACCGGUAUCAGUUUCGCGUGCGCAACCUUUAUUUCGACGCUGGCAACGUUCGACACGGAUUUCGUUCCAGAGGCAAGGAUAACUAUUGGGAUAUAUGCCGCAGUGCUCAUCGCACAGGGUUUGAUCAACACUUUUGGCGUGCAUCUGCUGAAGUACCUGAACAAUGUCGCCAUAUUCUGGAAUGCACUCGGAACGACAGCACUCGUUAUCGCGAUUCUCGUUACCGCGCCCAAACACCAGACUGGCCAUUUCGUGUUUCAGACUUUUAUUGACAAUACGGGUAUUGACGGUAUGGGAUGGAGCCAGAGGGCCAGUCCUGCAUAUGUCGCCGUUAUCGGAAUUCUCAUGGCGCAGUAUUCGCUGACAGGAUUUGAUGCCAGCGCUCAUAUGACUGAGGAAACGCACAAUGCCGCAGUGUCCGGUCCUGUCGGUAUCGUCAUGGCCAUUACAACGUCUGCUGUCCUGGGAUGGUUCCUUAUCCUAGGCCUCCUUUUUUCCAUCCAAGACUUAAACGCCACUGUCAGCACAUCCACUGGAGAACCUGUGGCCCAGAUAUUCUUGGACACGGUAGGCGAAAAGGGUGCCAUCGUACUCAUGGUGAUCGUGAUUGGCGCCAUGUUUUGGUGCGGAGUGUUCUCUAUCACAUCAAAUAGCAGGAUGAUGUAUGCUUUCGCCCGGGAUGGCGGCAUUCCGGGCCAUAAAUUCUUCCAGAAGGUCGAUGUGAAGCGCAGAACCCCUAUUCGCACAGUAUGGCUGGCAUGUACCCUGAGCUUCUGCCUAGGCUUACCGAGUCUGGGUAGCUCGGUCGCCUUUUCAGCUGCAACAAGUAUUGCCACGAUUGGGCUGUACAUAUCCUAUGGCAUUCCGAUAGCAUUGCGUGUGAUCUACGCCUCCCGGUUUGUCCGCGGACCUUUCCAUCUUGGCCGCUUCUCCUUCCCUGUUGCAAUCGCAUCAGUCCUUUGGAUCUGCUUCAUUACCAUUGCAUUCAUCUUACCCGAAGAGAACCCAGUCAACUCUCAAACGCUGAACUACGCCAUUGUAGCCGUCGGCAUUGUCGUAACGUAUAGCCUCGGAUUUUGGAUGUUGAGUGCACGGAAAUGGUUCACUGGACCUGUGAAGCAAGUUGCUGCUGAGGAAAUGGGCAUCGAUGUAAUGAAUCCAGGCGAGCUGGAGAAGCACGUCGAUGGCAAAAUAUCAUAG